This is a messenger RNA of Talaromyces marneffei, 630 nucleotides long. RefSeq lists its product as uncharacterized. The record is from RefSeq and is a predicted model, not a curated record. Lineage: Eukaryota; Fungi; Ascomycota; Eurotiomycetes; Eurotiales; Trichocomaceae. The coding region runs from base 1 to 630 and encodes 209 amino acids. The transcript has 2 exons.
AUGUCGCGAAGGUCAGCGUCGGCUGUAAUUGAUCUGACAUCAAGUUCAAGAUCAAACCGUCACGAUCCGAAUUCCCAACAAGGGCCAGCAUAUCCUCCCAACAGCAACGCCAACACCACCAACGAACCACGAGGCACAAAACGAAGGAGAUUAGAUGGCAACGACACACCAGGUUCCAUAUAUACACCACAUCCAACAGAGGCACCCUCAUCUAACGACCCGCUACAACCAAGCUCACAUAGCGAGGAGGAUCAUAUCGAAUCGGUUGACCUCACGGAAGUCAAUGAUGAUUCUGCGCUGGCCAAGACUCUCGCCAAACAGCGAGAAGACGCCAUCAAAGCUCAGGCUGCCACAGAAAAUAAAGAUGGACGUACAACGUUGCUGGCAUUCAAAUGUGCAAUCUGCAUGGAUACGCCUACGGACGCCACCACUACAGUGUGCGGCCACAUGUUUUGUCACAAAUGCAUUAUAGAUUCUCUACGUUACGAGGAAGAACGAUCAGAAGCUACAACGGGCAAGUCCAAUCGAGGGAAAUGUCCUGCAUGCCGCAAGCUCCUUACAAGAAAAGAUACACCGGGUCAAAGACGGGACCUCGUCCCGCUACAGUUCAAGUUGAAAACGCCUUCGUGA